UCGCCCCUUCAGCGUCUUAUAAAAUCACCUCCUACUGUCUCACACAGCACAUUCAGCCUUCAGCCAACCAGAGAGACUGCGGUGUAUUUACAUCACUCCUAACGAGCUCUUUUUGGAAAGCGACAAUGGACCCCUGCGAGUGUUCAAAGACUGGAACCUGCACGUGCGGUACAUCCUGCAAAUGCUCCAACUGCCAGUGCAAAUCCUGCAAGAAAAGUUGCUGCUCUUGCUGCCCUUCUAGCUGCAGUAAGUGUGCCUCAGGAUGUGUGUGCAAGGGAGAUACCUGUGAUUCCAAGUGCUGCAAGUGAACACUCCAACACUAUUGCCACCAUGUAAAUGUUGUUGGGUUUUUUUUUUUUAUGUGGAAAUUCCAAUAAAUAUUCAGUGUUACUUAAGCUUGAUUUUGAUGUUUUUUACUGCUCUUUAAGCAAAGCAUUUUUUUAUUAAACUGUAUGUGAAGUGAUCUUAAAAUUGUUUUUCCCACCUGACACGGACCAAGGCUGUAGUCUUUACUUUAUGCAUAAUAAAAGUUGUCUUGAAUCAUA
Clarias gariepinus (North African catfish) is the source of this 545-nucleotide messenger RNA. Its product is annotated as metallothionein. Lineage: Eukaryota; Metazoa; Chordata; Actinopteri; Siluriformes; Clariidae. The record is from RefSeq and is a predicted model, not a curated record. The transcript has 3 exons. Gene Ontology annotation, molecular function: metal ion binding. The coding region runs from base 126 to 308 and encodes 60 amino acids.